AUGCAACGCCUGCAACCACUGCAACCACUGCAACCACUGCAACCACUGCAACCACUGCAACCACUGCAACCACUGCAACCACUGCAACCACUGCAACCACUGCAACCACACAUCCCUCAAGUCCUUCGCCUGACAAUUGUCAAGUUCUCCCAUACCACCACUGCCAUCGACCACAUUGGUCCCCUGAAAUGGAAUCAUGUCACUGGCAAUGGAGACCUGGUUUGCAUCUUUGAGAAGCUUCAGGGCACUACUUCUGUGCCAGCAACAUUGAUCCAGCGCGUGGUUCGAGGCGAUGUCAUCCUGGAGAAUGUCAAUCUCACAAAUCUUGUUCAAAUGACUGCAUCGAGGACUCACUCGUUCUCAAAUCGCACAAUGCCCAAGUUUCCCUUUGCGGCUGUUGUCAAGCUACCUUGUCUUGCAAUCAAAUAUCCUGAAGGCGGGACCCAUAUCCGUCGAUUCCAGAUCAAGUUCACGACAGAAAGCGACUACACCACCGCUCUAUCCCUCUUGAGCGAAAUCGGAUGUCCGCUGACCGAAGGCAGUACACCUGCUCCACGACCAACCCCCUCGGUAUCAUCAUGGACAUCGGGCCAUCUUUCCCAUACACCGAGGGUUGUGAACCCAUCAACGUCAGUCGGCAGCAUUGGCGCCCCAUUCAAUCAUAUCGGAGCAUAUGGAUCUCAAAGAACCACACCCCUUCGAGCAUCAUCCCCCGCGAGCACUGUAUCCUACGCUCCCUGUAGAUUCGGUCCUUCUCCGCCCACAUUCAACCGUCUAACCCAAAACAUCGAACUAGCUGCCAUGGCUCCAUUGCAGACAAUUCAUGUCCCCCAUGCACUAUACCAAGUACCGGAACUAUCCAGCUCUCCGCUAUCCACAGUUUCAGCAAUCCACAACAUCGACCAGCUGAACCAGAUGCUCCCUCCCAAGCGAGAUUUACCAUUUCAAAAGCCACCGACAAAGAAUCCCCGUUCAGCCAGCUUGACUCAAACUACAGAAAGCAGACCUCAGCCAGGUCCAUUCUCAAGCUCGCAGCCUACAGAGUCAGCCAGGUCCCAAGAGCGAGUUCGCCAUCCACUCCAUGCAGUCAUGCAGUCCGAUCCAUCAGAUCUGGAUACCAGCUUGCUAGAGUGCCAGCCUCGUCCUUCCUCAGAGAAAGGCUUAUACCCCGAUGUGAGCCAGACAUCGCUCGCCUACAGGGACCUCCUCACAACCCAAGAGGGUGCAAGUAUCAACAGAGCAGUCGUGCACUCGGCCCAGAAACCCAGUAUCGAGAAAACACCCCAGUUACGCACUCAAAAAGAUGCAAACAAGGAAAUCAACAACACGGACGGUACGCAGGACCAACUCCUUCCUCUACCUCUACUUCCAAAUCCAAAUCCAGCAAUCCCAGCACCAGCACCGCACACAGCCGCCGUCAUGCCAGAAGACUAUCUCGCACGAUACCUAACCGCCCCCACACCGGAACGAGUCGCCUUUCUCGAGAACUGGAUGUGUGAGCUGAUCGAAGAUGACAGGUUUAUGACUCUGUGUCAGGACGUGGAGGGGACAUGGAGGCGGUUUGCGUUUGGGAAGAAGUAA
Messenger RNA from Penicillium canescens, 1581 nucleotides. RefSeq lists its product as uncharacterized. The record is from RefSeq and is a predicted model, not a curated record. Lineage: Eukaryota; Fungi; Ascomycota; Eurotiomycetes; Eurotiales; Aspergillaceae. Bases 1 to 1581 code for a protein of 526 amino acids. The transcript is spliced from 4 exons. Gene Ontology annotation, biological process: reciprocal meiotic recombination.